AACGGGAUCAGCACCGAGCAUCUCCGUGUCCGACGAAAUCCUUUUAAUGAUACACUGCGUGACUGCCUCGACUGUCAGAGAUAUCUACAUCACUUACUCAUUGCUCCGCAGUGCUACGUUACGGCACUUCUAUGCCCAACCGUAAAUGUGACUGCAAUGGCGACGUGCCGGAGCGGAACACACCGGCGAGAACUCGAGACUUGGUGGAACGACGAAUUGUCCGCUUCGGGCAACCGAACGUCUUUUACCUUUAUUGGCCAGAAUUUCUAUCAUGACCUUGCAUGAUUUUCUGACGAGCAUCGAGAAGACCAAGUAGUCACUUGCUUCUUCCUCGUUGCCAAACAUAAAUCAUCCUUCGCAGAACGAUGACGGGCCAGGGCACUACUCACGAUGGUCACGUGGUGCAGCCAGACAUCAGCGUCAACCAUCUUAGCUACAAGUUUCCCGACGGCUCGUUAGGCCUGUCGAACAUCACUCUCGAUCUCCCAGCCGGCAGUCGUACCCUCUUAAUAGGAGCAAACGGAGCGGGAAAAACGACACUGCUCCGACUUCUCUCUGGUAAAAGACUGGCACCGGCCGAAGCAAUCCGAAUAGGCGGGGUUGACCCCUUCUCUGCCGGACUGGAAGGCGUCACAUACCUCGGACUGGAGUGGGUAUUGAACCCUAUUGUGCGGACAGAUAUCGCUGUACCGAUCCUGCUCGAUUCUGUUGGCGGGACGUUCUACCCCGAGCGUCGGGACGAGCUUGUCAGAAUCCUCGACAUUGACCUCCGAUGGCGCAUGCACGCUGUCAGUGAUGGGGAAAGACGCCGAGUGCAGCUCGCCAUGGGCUUGAUCCGACCAUGGGAUGUGCUCCUGUUGGACGAAAUCACUGUCGACCUGGAUCUGUUGAGCCGAAGUAAUUUCUUGUACUGGCUGAGAGCCGAGACGGAACGGCGAGGUGCCACGAUUGUCUACGCCACGCACAUCCUGGAUAAUCUGGUCGGUUGGCCAACGCACCUCGCCCACAUGCAUUUGGGCAAAGUGAAGGAAUGGGGACCUAUGGCACAAUUCGACGCCGUGACAGACUCGUACAACAAUACCGGCAACAGCAAGCUUGGGGAGCUGGUCCUGAAAUGGUUGAGAGACGACUUGAGGGAGCGAGGCCCGCGCAAUGGGACAGGGGAGGUCAAGACGUAUGAGUCGCACGAGGGGAAAGGCGGCUACGGACAAGAAAAGAAAGAUGAUGAAGUGGCAUCCAAGGCGAACACUGCGUACGAAUAUUGAGGUGGGAGUGGUUGGCAUUCUCGUCGAUAUGAUUUGAUUCCCGUCGGAUCUUCAACAAGAUCUAUGAGCAUACAUGCAUUGACGGCGCUGUGGUGGAAAAGGGAAAUCUGGUUUUAACACCAUGCCUUUUGACUAGAAAGGGCACUGAUGAGUCGUGCUGAUCGAAUAGAAUACUUUUAUUCAUCCUUCCGGCUUCGCCAG
Molecule: messenger RNA, 1466 nt
Organism: Exophiala xenobiotica
Lineage: Eukaryota; Fungi; Ascomycota; Eurotiomycetes; Chaetothyriales; Herpotrichiellaceae
Exons: 1
Coding region: 366-1265 (299 amino acids)
Molecular function (GO): ATP binding; ATP hydrolysis activity
Source: RefSeq, a predicted model, not a curated record